Molecule: messenger RNA, 5858 nt
Organism: Pseudophryne corroboree (corroboree frog)
Lineage: Eukaryota; Metazoa; Chordata; Amphibia; Anura; Myobatrachidae
Gene: ALS2
Product: alsin Rho guanine nucleotide exchange factor ALS2
Exons: 34
Coding region: 169-5046 (1625 amino acids)
Biological process (GO): endosomal transport; regulation of GTPase activity
Cellular component (GO): centrosome; dendrite; cytoplasm
Molecular function (GO): guanyl-nucleotide exchange factor activity; small GTPase binding
Source: RefSeq, a predicted model, not a curated record
ACCACUCCCCCGAUUCCUCCCACAGUUACUGGCUCCUCCCCUCGAUCAGCUGACGGGGCUGCCUGUCACUCAGUGGCGCUGCGGCCGGUGUUGUUGCUGCCGCCGGGACUCCUGUCAGAUUUCUCUCUUCUGGGGAGGCAGGCUGUGAUGGGGUUAUAUCGCUGACCCAUGGACACACAGAAAGGAAGUUUGGAAGAAUCCGAAGGAGCCCAAGAGCGCGGUGCGGCUCACUACUGGCAGGUGGGGGCGGCCCAUGUGGCACCGGCAAGACUCCAUGGUUUGGGAGCAAGAGUGGUGCUACAUGCCAGUCUUGGAAUACAUCAUGCACUGCUGCUAACGAGGGAUGGUGACGUAUUUAGCUUUGGGAAGCAGCCGUGGAGGGAGAAUCGUCCUGACGUCCCCGGUCAUGCUCCUGUGUUAGAGGAAGCUCUGAGCGGUCGCCGUGUAAUAUGUGUCGCUGCGGGAAGCUAUCACUGCGGAGCGGUGACGGACAAUGGAAUGGUGUACAUGUGGGGGGAAAACACGGCUGGGCAAUGUGCAAUUGCCGACCACCCAUCCAUCCCAGAACCUACGCCAAUCACUAUAACCGACCAGGAAAACACGCCGCCGCUGUGGGUACGGGUUAUACAGCUGUCAUGUGGCGAGGAACACACACUUGCAUUAUCCGGCAGCCGGGAAAUCUGGGCAUGGGGCAGCGGCUGCCAGCUUGGUUUGUUAACGUCAACCUUUCCUGUGACUAAACCUCAAAAAGUGGAACAUCUCGCAGGCCGGGUUGUUCUACAGGUAGAGUGCGGGGCAUUUCACAGCCUGGCACUAGUGCAGUGCCCUCUUCCCCAAGAGCUGAAGCCUGUGCCAGAGAGGUGCAAUCACUGCCGAGAGCUGCUGAUCACCAUGACUGAGAAAGAAGACCACGUGAUUAUCUCUGAUGCCCACUGCUGCCCGCUUGGGGUAAUGUUGGCAGAAUCUCAGCCUGACAACAGAACUAGUCCGUCUUCUCUAAGCUCUAGGAAUAAGCAGAAUUCCUAUUCUCCUGAGGACAAGAACAGCCGCAGUCCAAAGCUCUCCGAGUCCGACACGGAGUUCGGUACUGAUGUGGCCGGCAUGUGUGAAAGUACAGCUGACGGGACCCCGGAAAACCCUGUCUGUGGAAGCAGUGUACCGCCUGACCCAGCAGCCGAGCCCUUUCCAGAGUACGAAGAGCAAAAGCUACAGGAGCUGAGUGACUGUUUUGUCAGCCCUUCCGCCACUCCAGCCUCCGCUCUGAACAGCCUCGUUGUGUCCUGCGCGACGGCGGUCAGUUUCCGAGUAGCCGCUACGUGUGAAGCCGGAGCUUUGUCACUCAAGAAAGUGAUGAACUUUUAUUCUGCACCCGUGAAUGAUGCCGGAGCUCCCAUUGCAGUGGGCCCGGUGGCACUGGAGGGCCUGAGGGACAUCCGGGAAGAACAGGUGAAACUGGAGUCUAUGCAGGGCAAGAAGAGUUCCAGUCUGGUGGAUAUACGAGAGGGGGAAGCGGAUGCCGGGAACAGAAGACUCUCCCUGCCCGGGCUCCUUUCCCAAGUGUCUCCGAGACUCCUGAGGAAGGCUGGAAGGGCGCGCAUGAGAACAGUGGCGCUGACACCCACAAACAGCGGAGUGGCGGAUGUAUUUCUGCCAUGCCUAAGGACUGAAGUUUGGAGUUGGGGAAGAGGUAAAGAGGGACAACUGGGGCAUGGCGAUGUAUUGCCAAGGUUACAGCCACUGUGUGUCCGGAGCAUGGAUGGUAAAGAGGUGGUACAGCUGGCAGCUGGCAGCCACCAUUCAGUUGCUCUUACCGCCAGGUCGCAGGUUUAUUCCUGGGGAAGUAAUGUGUCUGGGCAGCUGGGCCACCUACAGUCACCAACCACAAUGCCACGUCUUGCACAGGUGUGUGAGGGUGAUGGGGUGUGGAGUGUCGCCGCUGGCCAUGAUUUUACGCUCUUUCUUGCUCAUGGAAAAAACAAGUUUGAGCCCAUGGUCUAUUACAGUGGGCCGAAAGCCUCCGACAAUCCCAGUGGUGCGGACAGAAGUCCGAUUCCAGUCCAGCUGACGGAGUGCGAGAAGCUGGGUUACAUUUGUAAUAUCUCUGCUGGAGCGGGCAGCUGCUUGGCGCUGGUAGACCAAAACCGUAUGGGCUACAUCGGGAACCUCCAUGAGAUGGCGGCUUCGGAGAGGAGCUUUUAUUGCCAACUGAGUGAUGUUAAGUGUCAAAUACUGCGACCGCUUCUGGGGCUGGACAACCUGGGCUCUGUAUCUGCUCUUCAGCUUCUACAGGACGCCGCCACGCAGUUCAGCAAACUCUGCUACCUGAUUGGCCAGCAUGGCACCUCGCUCAGCAGAUUCCUCCGUGGCGCCAAGGACGCACGCACUCUUUCUAUUUUGGAGCAUUCCAAUAUUUUUUUAGACAGUUAUGCAGAAUAUUGCUCUUCUCUAUCCAACUUUCUAGUGAUGGGAGGAUUUUCUCUUCUUUCCAAACCUGCAAUGGAUUUCCUCAGUAAGAACCAUGAGGUGUUCCAAAGUCUCUGCCAUGUGACUGAUGAGGCGGCCACCCUUCCCGAAACACUCAGUGGCCUCUUCUUCUCCCCGAUCAGCAGACUGCACGAGUACGCCAGGCUCCUGCUCAAACUGGCCAUGUGCUUUGAAGUGUCCUCACUAGAGUACAAGAAGUUGCAGGAUACCAGCAUCCGCUACGACUCUCUGGGCCAGGCUCUGAGUAGGAAGAAGAAGGAGGCAGAGUAUACCCUGGGGUUCUGGAAGACUUUCCCUGGGAAGAUGACGGACUCUCUGAGGAAGCCGGAACGACGUCUGAUCUGUGAGAGCAGCAACCGAGGGCUGGGAUUGCAGAAUUCCGGGCGCUUCUCAGUAAACUGGUUUAUCCUUUUCAAUGAUGCCCUUGUUCAUGCCCAGUUCUCUACACACCAUAUCUUCGCGCUGUCUACGCUGUGGGUGGAGCCUGUAUCUGAGGACGCCGCUGGCGUCAAUGGCUUAAAGAUCACCUCACCAGAGGAACAGCUGACGUUGGUUGCACUGUCACCCCAGGAAAAGACGAAGUGGCUCCGAGCAAUUAGCCAGGCAGUGGACCAGGCCCUGAGGGGAGUGCAUGAGCCUUUACUUCCCACAAGUGUAAGACAGGACCCACCUCUGUCACGCAGUGCCAAGUACACCUUUUACAAGGAUCCACGACUGAAAGAUGCCACAUACGAGGGUCGUUGGCUAACUGGAAAACCACAUGGCAGAGGGGUUCUGAGCUGGCCAGACGGAAGAGUGUACUCUGGUGAUUUUCGGAACGGCUUGGAGGAUGGGUACGGAGAGUACAUUAUUCCCAAUAAAUCCUUCAAGAAGAAAGAUCGCUAUGUCGGUCAUUGGAAAGAGGGCAAGAUGUGUGGUCAGGGUACCUUCUGGUAUGCAAAUGGUGAAGUGUAUGAAGGCUGCUUCCAGGAUAACAACCGCCACGGACAUGGUCUUCUCCGCAGCGGCAAGCUGACCUCCUCAUCGCCCAGCAUGUUCAUUGGUCAGUGGGUGAUGGAUAAAAAGACCGGCUAUGGAGUCUUUGAUGAUAUCACAAGGGGAGAGAAAUACAUGGGCACGUGGCAGGAGGAUGUACGUCAAGGCGUGGGGCUGGUGGUGACCCAGUUUGGUUUAUACUAUGAAGGCGCCUUUAACAUGAAUAAGAUGAUGGGAUGUGGGGUCCUGCUCUCUGAAGAUGACACUAUAUAUGAAGGAGAGUUCUCCGAUGACUGGACUUUAAAUGGGAAGGGAACACUCACUAUGUCCAAUGGAGACAGCAUUGAGGGUGUUUUCAGUGGAGAAUGGGGAUCUGGAAUCAAAGUCAGCGGCACAUAUAUAAAGCCAAGCUUGUAUGAAGGGGAGAAGGAGGAUACCAAGACACUGAAGCUGGGCCGUCUGUCAGUCGCCGCUGACGAGAAGUGGAAAGCCAUCUUUGAUGAGUGCUGGAGACAGCUUGGAUGUGACGCUGCGGGGAAAGGAGAUCCGCACAAGGCCUGGGGUAACAUUGCUGUGGCAAUCACUACGAAGAGACGUCAGCAGCAGGACAGCCCAGAACCACUAAGCCGGUCCCAUACCCAAACACUGGAGAGCUUGGAAAGGAUUCCCCAUCAUACUGGUCCCUUCAGCCUGGAGAAGUACGAGAAGAUCAGGACAUAUUUAUUAAAUGCUUGUGAAACCCCGAUGCAUCAGCUAGGUCGGCUUGUGGAGUCCCUGGUGGCAGUAUACAGAAUGACAUACGUAGGGGUAGGAGCCAACCGAAGACUUUUACAGGAGGCAGUGAGAGAGAUUAAGUCUUACCUGAGACGCAUCUUCCAGUUGGUCAGGUUCCUGUUCCCAGACCUCCCUGAAGAGGGCAGCACCCUCCAGCCAUCAGCCACCCUCCGGGAAUCUCCUGAGAGACCUCACCUCUACAAUGGGAGGACAGCCUCCGGCUCCCAGUCUCCUGAAGCUGGGUACGUGGUCACUAGUUCCGGCCUGGUCCUGCCUGUGCUGCUGCCGCGGCUCUAUCCUCCGCUCUUCAUGCUGUAUGCUCUGGAACAUGAGAAAGAAGAAGAUGCGUACUGGGAUUGUGUCCUGCGACUGAACAAGCAGCCGGACACAGCGCUGCUCGCUUUCUUAGGUGUACAAGAGAGGUUCUGGCCGACCAGCAUUAGUUUCCUGGGUGACAGUAAGAAGGUCUUGUCAAACACUAAAGAUUGUUGUUUUGCUUCUGCCGUGGAGUGUCUACAACAGAUUAGCACUACAUUCACACCGUCAGACAAGCUGAAGGUCAUCCAACAAACCUUUGAGGAGAUCACGCAGGAAGCACAAGAGGCACACAAGGAAGGCUUCCUCUGGUCCAUGGAUGAGCUGUUCCCCGUUUUCCUCUAUGUUGUCCUUAGGGCCAGGAUACGAAAUCUGGGUUCAGAGGUCCAUCUGAUAGAAGAUCUGAUGGAUCCAUAUCUGCAGCAUGGAGAGCAAGGGAUAAUGUUUACUACAUUGAAGGCGUGCUAUUACCAAAUCCAACAUGAAAAACUCCACUAGACGUACCGGAGCUUGGUGGCAAUAUGGCGGUGUAUUGUCACUGCCGCUGCUCGGGGGCAGAUCACCUGGAGGGGACGCUACGCUGCCACGCCUUGUGCCGCUGAGGGAGAAGCGUCUGCUAUACAUCCUGUAAUAUAAUACGAGAUGGGGAAGCAGCUGAAGACUAUGGCACGGAUGUCCGUCUUAUUAUCAGUAUCGUUGUUGCUGCUUAUUAACAAUCGAAGCAUCGGCUAUCGCUGCGGCGUCUGUGUUCUGCUACUGACACCAGAAGCCGCUUCUUAAAAGCAAUUUGCUGUGGUUACAUCCCAGCCUGGAAUCUGCGCACAAACCAUGUGAACUCGUUUGAUAUCGUUAUUUUAUUCUAAUGUCCUGACUUGCGGUUAUAACGUGAUCUUUUUGGAAUCCUGUUUAAACAAAGAUUUUCUUUUUCUCCCCAUUGUGGCAUGUAGGGAAUUGCAGCCAAUUGCAGUGUACUAUAAUAUCCGGCUCACUAGGAGGUUUCUGUAUAAAAGCCGCCACCUCCAGGCGUCUUCUGCUAUUAACUGCAAUGCCAUUUUAUAUUUCGGAUUUGUACACCCCAGAAAUAAACACCUAGGAGUCUUACACUGGCUGAGAUCGUCUCUGGCGGGGCUCAUCCACAGCUGCCAGAGAACAGGUGACCAGUCACGAGCCAACCAGCUAGAGGCGUCCUGAAACCAACGGGUCCUGAAAACACCAGCUCGCCAGAUGCCCUAAUACAGCAUAUACCGGGAUGUCAGCCAUGAAAAGCACAUUAUAAACCUGGUGUUUCAUAAAUAGAAAUUGAAAAAGUA